Geodia barretti is the source of this 1107-nucleotide messenger RNA. NCBI's taxonomy places the organism in Eukaryota, Metazoa, Porifera, Demospongiae, Tetractinellida, Geodiidae. The record is from the annotation of a GenBank genome assembly.
AUGGGUGCGGAGGGCACCGCUGCGUCCCAGCUCGCGAGCGCCCACCACCAGACCGAAGAACACCAUCGGGAAGACGAACACCUGCACGGCUCGGACCGCCAGGACCGCGGCGGUAUGCACGACGGCGGCGACCGGCGGCUGGUGGAGCAGGCUGCCGAGCGCUGCGCCCACGACCAGCGCCAGGACAGCCCGCGGGACGGUCGUCAUCGUUCACUCCAGGAGGCACACAUGAAAGCGGUGAUCGUCGCUGCCGGGUACGGCAGCAGGUUUCUGCCGGCUUCGAAGACGGUACCCAAGGAGAUGUUUCCGGUCAUCGACCGACCUGCGAUCGACUUCAUACUACAGGAGCUGCGGGAGUCGGGGAUCGACGACAUCCUGUUCAUCACGUCUCGCCGCAAGCGCGCCCUGGAGGACUACGUCGAUCGCGAGUUGGAGCUGGAGCAGGUGUUCGCAUCGGAGGGCGCCGCCGCCAAGCAGCGUGCGAUCGCGGUGCCGCCGGGGCGGUUCUUCUUCCUGCGCCAGCAGAAGAUGCUCGGCACGGGCCAGGCGAUCCUGCUGGCCGAGCCGUUCACCGGCGACGACCCGUUCGUGGUCGUGUUCCCCGAUGACCUGCACAUCGGCGACCCGCCGCUCGCGCGGCAGCUCAUCGACACCUACGAGCGGACCGGCUGCAGCGUGCUCGCCGUCGAGCACGAUCCACCGCAUCUGGAACGCUACGGCGUGGUGGCGCUGGCCGACGACGGCCUGCACGUGACCGACAUCGUGGAAAAGCCGCCGCCGGGCAUGGAACCGAGCCGCGACAUUUCCAUCGGCCGCUACCUGUACACGCCGGAGAUCUACCCGGCGCUGAGGCGCCGCUGGGAGCGCCACCGCGGUGGCGAGUUCAACUACACGGAGGGGGUCGAGGAGCUGGCGCGGCAGGGGCGGGUCGUGAUCCAGCGCAUGGCCGGCCGCCGGCUCGACAUCGGCGCGCCGGCCGGCUACCUGCGCUCGAUCCUGGAGUAUGCGGCGCGCGAUCCGGAGCUGGCGGCGGAGAUCGAGGCAUUCAGCGCCGCCGGUGCCGCCGGCGAAACGUCGGGCGACGAUUCGGCCGCCAGCGCAUCGUAG